Messenger RNA from Triplophysa rosa, 1082 nucleotides. Its product is annotated as ribosomal RNA processing protein 1 homolog A-like. The record is from RefSeq and is a predicted model, not a curated record. Gene Ontology annotation, cellular component: preribosome, small subunit precursor; nucleus; preribosome, large subunit precursor. Lineage: Eukaryota; Metazoa; Chordata; Actinopteri; Cypriniformes; Nemacheilidae. The annotation marks the transcript as partial. Gene Ontology annotation, biological process: rRNA processing. The transcript is spliced from 11 exons.
UGAUCUUUAGGUUUAGGGAUAGGGUUAGGGAUAGGGGAUAGAAUAUACAGUUUGUACAGUAUAAAAACAUUACGCCUAUGGACUGUCCCCACGGGGAUAGUCAACCAAAGCCUGUGUGUGUGUGUGUGUGUGUGUGUUAGUUUAGUGUAAGCAGGAUAGCUAUGUGUUUUACACAUUGUCUUGUGUCAUUAGCUGUUGUUGUGGUGUUGUGUGCAGGUGGAUUCAGUGAAGUCGAGCUGUUAAAGAUCUGGAAAGGACUCUUUUACUGUCAAUGGAUGCAAGACAUGCCUGUGCUGCAGGAGGAACUGUCGACAAAAAUAUCAGCACUGCUCCACAGCUUCAGGACCGUUGACAGCCAGCUGCUGUAUUUUAAAACAUUUCUUCAGACUAUGAAGAGAGAGUGGAACGGCAUCGACAGACUGAGAAUGGAUAAAUUCUUCCAGCUGGUGCGUUUUGUCUUUCGGGAGAUGUUUAAAAUGCUCAGACGACAGGACUGGAAGUCCAGUCUGGUGAAUGAGUUUCUAGAGCUGAUCUCAGAAGAGCUCCUGCAGAGCUCCAGUUCAGCUCCGCCUGGACUCGUUCUUCACAUUCUGGAUCUUUAUAUGACUGAACUGGCUGUCGUCGGUUCAGAUAUGCUCACGGCCCAACAGAACCUAACCCUCAUUGAACCCUUCUGCAAGACUUUGGCCAAAACCAAAGAUCGGGUGCUGUUGAAGGCCAUUGGAAGUAACAUCUUCAACACCAUCGUGGAUCAGGUUCCUUAUGCCAUCGAGGAUCUGCUGCGAGAGAUUCAGGAGUCUGGUUCUGAGCGUGAUCGCAUGAAUCGUGUAGAUGAAGAUGAUGACGAUCAGGAGGAAGACAGUGGGGUUGUGCAGGAUGAUCUUUCUGACAUGAAGGAUGUUAAAGGUCACGGUGAAUGUGGACCCGUUCUUCAGUUUGACUACGGUGCCGUAGCCGACAGACUCUUUCAGUUGGCCAGUCUCACAUACAUCCCCAGCUUCAACCGCUCCAAAAUAUACAAGUUUGUGAAAAUAUUUCGAGACUUGGCUGAAGGUGUCUUCCCUCAGGAUGAGAUGGAGGAG